AUGACAUCCCCUCCAAGGCUACCGUGCACGCCGGUGGAGCUCUCACGUUCCUUGGGGACAUUGACUGCGGCAAGACGUCGAAGAGAUGGACAAACGCGGUGUGGGGUGGCUUGA
Molecule: messenger RNA, 114 nt
Organism: Ectocarpus siliculosus
Lineage: Eukaryota; Phaeophyceae; Ectocarpales; Ectocarpaceae
Source: the annotation of a GenBank genome assembly